GAGUAGUAUAUUGUUGAUCUCUCUCUCUCUCUCAAAUAGAGGAAACAGAGACACCAGAGGAGUUUAAUGCCCUCCGCCUACUGCCUCGGAAGUCAGAACCUCUCUCUCUCUCUCUCACUGAAAGACUGAACCUUGUUGUUGUCUCUUGAACUUUCUCUGCUCGGUGCCUCUGACCCAUUUAUUUCCUGUGUUUGUUUGGAAGAAGGUCCCAAAAAACCAAAUAGAAACAACCCUCUUGUGGACUUCUCCAUAUGUAACUCCAUCUUCUCCAGUUCUUUCUUUAGCUGUUUCUGUUUCCUCUCUCAGAUCAACUCUCUUUUCCCUUUUCAUUUUGCUUGUACCCUUCCGGUUGCUCUGUUUCAGCAGAAGACAAUGAGUAAAGAAGAGAUUUUGAAGAUCCAGACUUGUGUUCUGAAAGUGAACAUUCACUGUGAUGGGUGUAAGGAUAAAGUGAGGAAAAUCCUGCAGAAAAUUGAUGGGGUGUACAAAACUAAUAUAGACUCAGAGCUGGGGAAGGUGACUGUGGCAGGAAAUGUAAAUCCAGACACUUUGAUAAGAAAGCUUGGUAAGAAUGGGAAACAUGCAGAGAUUUGGGGUGCCUCCAAGGGUAAUUACCAGAACCAGCUCAAUAACCAGUUCAAGAACAUCCAGAUUGACCAGGGUGGCAAAAAUGGGAAUAACAAGAACAACAAGGGUGGAAAUAAUCAGCAAAAGGGUGGUGGUCAAAUGGGGCAAGUGAAAGGGAUUCAAGAUUUGAAAUUGCCCCAAUUCAAGGGCCUGAAAUUGCCCUUUGCUGGAAAGGAUCAGAAUCAGAAGGCUGUGAAGUUCAAAUUGCCUGAGGAAGAUGACAUGAGUGAUUUUGAUGAUGACUAUGAUGAUGAUGAUGAGUUUGACGAUGAAGAUGAUGAAUUUGAUGAUGAUAUCGAUGAUGCCCGUCAUCAUGGUAACAAGAUGAAACCUAUGAUGGGUAAUGGUCAAGGAGGGAAUCAGAUGGCUAACCUGAUGAUGAUGAUGAAUGGGCAACAUGGCCAAGCCAAGGGUGGUGGUGGUGGAAAUGGUGGUAAUAAUGGAGGAAAUGGCAAAAAGGGCGGCGGUGGCGGUGGGGGAAGUAUACCUGUUGUGGUGAAUGGCAGUGGUGGAAAGAAAGGCGGCGGCGGCGGCGGCGGUGGAAAUGGGAACAACCAACAAAAUCAAGGUAGUGGUGGGAAAAAUGGAGGCAAAAAUGGUGGUGGCCAACAGCCAGGGGGUAAAAAUGGUAACAACGGUGGUGGUGGGGCUCAGAGCAAGACUGGAAAUAAUCCCCACGGCGGUGGCGGCGGUGGUGCUCAUGGUAUUAUUAAUGGUAAUGGGGGAAAGAAAGGGGGUGGGAUGAAUGAUGGUAUUCAAGGCAUGCCCAGCAUGAUGAGUGGGUUCCAUGGCAUGGGUGGUGGUAAUAUGGGCCAGAUGGGAAAUAGUUUGUCCAUGGGCCAGAUGGGUAGCAACCCAAUGGGUCACAUGGGCCAAAUGCCGGCGGUCCAAGGCCUCCCGGCUUCGGCAAUGAACGGCGGCGGCGGGUACUUCGGUGGAGGUGUACCGGAGAUGGCGGCAAAUCCCUAUCAGCAGCAACAACUAGCGGCGAUGAUGAUGAACCAACAACGCGCUAACGGGAACGAGCGGUUUCAUCCGAUGAUGUACGCCAGGCCGCCUCCAGCCGUCAACUACAUGCCGCCUUAUCCGUACCAAUAUCCGCCCCCGGCUGACCCCUACACCCACGUUUUCAGUGAUGAGAACACCUCAAGUUGCAAUGUGAUGUGAGCAAUUGGUUAAAGUUUGAGGAGAAGAGUUCGGUGGUUCAAUUAAAAAUAGUAAAUGGAAAUGUCUUUUUACUCUUUUAAUUAGUACUAGUUCUUCACUUUUGGUUUUUCCUUUUUUAACCUAAGCUUUCAUUAGGGUUUUUCUAAGUUAUGAUAUGAUAGGGACUAUUUAUAGGUAAUGUACUAAAUAGUCUUAGGGUAGAAGAGUGGUAAGUGGGAGAUGUUUGUGGGCUUUUUGCUUGAUAUAUAUUGUUUAUAUUUCGUUUUAUAUUUUGGGACACAAAAAUAAGAUAGGAAGAAAGAAUGGGGUUUGGUAAUCGUAUAAUAUUUUCCUACACGGAUUUUCUCUCACAAA
This is a messenger RNA of Rhododendron vialii, 2148 nucleotides long. Its product is annotated as heavy metal-associated isoprenylated plant protein 33-like. NCBI's taxonomy places the organism in Eukaryota, Viridiplantae, Streptophyta, Magnoliopsida, Ericales, Ericaceae. Gene Ontology annotation, molecular function: metal ion binding. The coding region runs from base 373 to 1794 and encodes 473 amino acids. The record is from RefSeq and is a predicted model, not a curated record. The transcript is spliced from 3 exons.